AUGAGUGGUAAAGCAAAUCCUCCUGAAUUGAAGAAAUUUAUGGACAAACAAUGUCAAUUGAAAUUGAAUGGAAAUCGAACAGUGGUCGGUGUCCUACGAGGUUUUGAUCCGUUUAUGAACUUAGUCAUCGACGAAGCUUAUGAAGCUACAAAGACUGGUGAAAAACGUCCAAUUGGCAUGGUUGUCGCUCGAGGAAAUAGUGUGCUCAUGAUUGAAGCACUCGAACGACUUGGUUGA
Adineta ricciae is the source of this 237-nucleotide messenger RNA. The record is from the annotation of a GenBank genome assembly. Lineage: Eukaryota; Metazoa; Rotifera; Eurotatoria; Adinetida; Adinetidae.